Clonostachys solani is the source of this 1152-nucleotide messenger RNA. The record is from the annotation of a GenBank genome assembly. NCBI's taxonomy places the organism in Eukaryota, Fungi, Ascomycota, Sordariomycetes, Hypocreales, Bionectriaceae.
AUGGUUUCUCUAUCACGGGCAGCGGCCCUGAUUUCAGCAGCCUUACUUGGCUCGGCUUUAGCCUUGGACCCUAUCUGUGUGAAUGUCCGAGGCCCAAACUUCGUGACUAAUCCAGGUUUCGACUCAGGCUCGAGCCGAUGGAACCAAAUUCCAACGGGUUCAGGGGGCCUCGUCGAAACUGGUGAACAGGCAGAUGGUACAAAUGGCCCAUACUGGAGAUUUCUUGCGAGCACAACUAGCCGAUCUAUCUUACAGUCCAUGUCUGGAGCGACUGCCGGAACAGAGUACGCCCUAUCAAUCAACUACCAAGGGUACAUACCCCCGACCUCGACAGUCUCAUCCACGUCUUGUACCAUACGCCUCGUCAUCGUAGAAUCCGGCGCCUCCAGGACAGUCCUGACUGAGUCGCCAACUCUUUCGAAAGAUGCUCAGCCAUGGAGGACUGCGCAGGUUUCCUUUGUACCCGCAACAUCUGCGUUCAACCUUCAAAUUAUCGAAACCUGCUCUGUAUCGGGUUCAGCCGCAGGGAUCCAGAUGCGUUUUGACAAUAUCUUCAUCGGGACAUCGACUCUUGUUUGCACACAGCCCUCCAGCACCCAGAUCUCCAGCACUCAGAUCUCCAGCACUCAGAUCUCUAGCACUCAGAUCUCUAGCACUCAGAUCUCUAGCACUCAGGUUUCUAGUACUGUCGCCAGCGCUGCUUCUAGCAGCGAGGUCUCAAGUAACUCCUCUAGCACUAGUAUUUCUAGCACUGCCUCGACUUCGGAUGUUUCUAGCACUCCCUCCAGCACUGAGAUCUCUAGCACUCCUGCUAGUACUGCCUCUAGCACCGAGAUUUCCAGUACCCCAUCCGGCACCGGGAUCUCAAGUACUGAUAUUUCCAGUUCUGAGCUUUCUAGCACUCCCUCCAGCACUCCCUCUAGUACUGAGAUUUCCAGUGCUGAGAUGUCUAGCACUCCCUCUAGUACUGAGGUCUCAAGCACUGAGCACCGAGGUUUCCAGCACCGAAGCUUCCAGUCUAGCCUCAACCCCUACAACACCCAGCGCCACACCAUCCAGCUCCGCUUCCUCGACGGCUACUACGGCUACUCCAACCGACUCCUCGACCUUCGACUCUACGGCCAUCUCUGCCACGACUCCCAUAAGCUCUAG